CCCCUUAUUCCCCAGCUUCUGUCUGUUAGUAAACAGAGUCUAGUAGUCAGGAGGCUCUCGGGGUCUGUGAUUGGCUGCUGCUGAAAGAGGCGGAGAGGACUGAUUGGAACGUUUGAUCCGCCAAUCACCGUGGGGAGAGGAACGACCUGAAGGGAAGCGCUGCUCAUCCACGUGUUUACCGUCAUACCUCAGGGUCUCAGACCGCGAUACUCAGGUGUGUGCCCAGCUGGAAGACAGCGUACCCUAAAAGGGCGUUACUCGCUCUGAAACCACAAAGGCCACAGCUGGGAAGGAGCCUGAACCCCUAAGUCUUCAGUUGAAGAACAGCUACCUGACCUACAUCAGACAGUGAGCCUGUUCAAGGAUUGCACCAUGACCCUCCCACUCUUCUUGAGGUCCUGCCUUCCCUCUGCCAUAAGGAGUUUGACUCUACAAAAGAAGUUAAGCAUCAGAAACUCAUCUGGAAUGGUUGGGGGGCCCCGGCCAGCCAGCAUGGUGGUCCUGCCCAGCUCCCUCGCCCCAGCCUUCGAAAGCUUCUGCCAGACCAACCGUGGUCUCCUGCCCCUGCUGGGCCGAUGCAAGCCAGGCCAGUGGACAUUGCCAGCCCUGGGUGGUGACUCGGGCACCAGGAUGGGCUGUCCCCAGUUCUGGAAAUACGAGUUUGGUGCCUGCACGGGCAGCCUGACCUCCCUGGACGAGUACUCGGAGCAGCUGAAGGACAUGGUGGCCUUCUUCCUGGGCUGCAGCGGCUCCCUGGAAGGGGCCUUGGAGAAGGUGGGGCUCCCCAGAAGGGACCCCGCAGCUCAUGCCCACGCCGGCGCCUACAAGACCUUGGUGCCUUGUGCCUCCUUUGCUGGCUUUUGCUGCCCUCUGGUGGUCACGAUGAGGCCCAUUCCCAAGGACAAGCUGGACAGGCUGGUGCGGGCCAGUUGCUCCGUGGAGGGUGAGCAUGGGCAACCAGUUCAUAUCGGUGACCCAGAACUGCUAGGAAUCAAAGAUCUUUCCAAACCUGACUACGGGGAAGCUGCAAUGUGUCGGCCAGGGGAUGUUCCAGUGUUCUGGUCUUCUCAGCUGACCAGCCUUGAAGCUGUCAGCAGCUGCAAGGCCCCACUGGCUUUCACCAGCGCCCCGGGUUGCACGGUUAUGACAGACCUGAAGGCUGUAAAGGCUCCAGCCAGCUCUCUCACCCCUGAGGGAAUUCCAGAAGUCCAUCAUAUUUCCCAGGAUCCUUUGCUCUACAGCAUUGCCUCAGCGCCAGCCGUGCAGAAGAUCAGAGAACUAGAAACUCUAAUUGCCGUAGACCCAGGCAACCGGGGCAUUGGGCACCUGCUCUGCAGGGACGAGCUGCUAAGGGCCUCCCUGUCGCUGUCCCAUGCCCGCUCAGUGCUCGUCACCACCGGGUUCCCCACACACUUCGCCCAUGAGCCUCCUGAGGAGACAGACGGCCCACCAGGAGCCCUGGCUCUGGCUGCCUUCUUGCAGGCCUUGGAGAAGGAGGUGUCCCUGAUCGUGGACCAGAGAGCCUUGGGCUUGCACCAGAAGCUGGUGGAGGAGGCUGUUGAACAAGGUGUUCUGAAGGCACGCAUCCCGAUGUUAACUUACCAAGGAGGAUCAGAGGAAGCUGCUCAGGCAUUUCUGUGCGAAGAUGGGGACCCCAAGUUGCCCAGGUUUGACCAUCUGGUGGCCAUAGAGCGUGCAGGAAGGGCCGCUGACGGCAAUUACUACAAUGCGAGGAAGAUGAACAUCAAGCACUUGGUUGACCCAAUUGAUGAUCUUUUCCUUGCCGCGCAGAAGAUUCCUGGAAUCUCGUCAACUGGGGUUGGCGACGGAGGCAAUGAGCUUGGGAUGGGCAAAGUCAAGGAGGCUGUGAGAAGGCACAUUCGAAAUGGGGCUGUCAUCGCCUGUGACGUGGAGGCCGACUUUGCCGUCAUCACUGGUGUCUCCAACUGGGGAGGAUAUGCCUUGGCCUGUGCGCUGUACAUCCUGAACUCAUGUGAGGUCCAUGGACGGUACCUGAGGAAGGCAGUUGGACCCCCCAGAGCACCUGGGGAGCAGAACUGGACUCAGGCCCUCCCGUCUGUCACUAAGGAAGAAAAAAUGCUGGGCAUCCUGGCACAGCACAAAGUCCGGAGUGGAGUCACGGGCACCGUGGGCAUGGAGGUGGACGGGCUGCCCUUCCACGGCAUCCACGCAGAGAUGAUCCAGAAAUUGCUGGAGGUCACCACAGUGCACACAUGACCAGGUUACAUGUGUGUGGAAUGCACAGCAGAUGGCCAGGCCUGGACCCAGGAAACAGUUCCCCGAGGCCCCCAGCUUCCUUCCACAGCAGCCUUGCAAAUCAGCACUGGCCCUGGGUGAGCAACGAACUCUGCACUGGC
This is a messenger RNA of Choloepus didactylus (southern two-toed sloth), 2378 nucleotides long. It is a transcript of the gene DGLUCY, whose product is annotated as D-glutamate cyclase. Gene Ontology annotation, biological process: glutamate metabolic process. The record is from RefSeq and is a predicted model, not a curated record. NCBI's taxonomy places the organism in Eukaryota, Metazoa, Chordata, Mammalia, Pilosa, Megalonychidae. Gene Ontology annotation, molecular function: D-glutamate cyclase activity.